Messenger RNA from Lingula anatina, 1423 nucleotides. RefSeq lists its product as uncharacterized. NCBI's taxonomy places the organism in Eukaryota, Metazoa, Brachiopoda, Lingulata, Lingulida, Lingulidae. The record is from RefSeq and is a predicted model, not a curated record. Gene Ontology annotation, cellular component: cytoplasm. Gene Ontology annotation, biological process: multicellular organism development; proteasome-mediated ubiquitin-dependent protein catabolic process. Gene Ontology annotation, molecular function: ubiquitin conjugating enzyme binding; ubiquitin protein ligase activity.
GCUUGGUUUACAUCCCUGUUGAUUUGACGAAAACUGAAGUAUAUAUAUAUAUACAGUGUACAUAGUUGUAUAUAUGCCCAUCUACAUGUUUGUAGUUUAUCAGCUGUACUGCAUUCAUAAUGUUUAGAUGUACCUGGCGUGUGUGCUCGUAUGUCGACCUCAUGGACGAUUUUCUGGUGUUACAUGUACACUGCAAUAUCCAAGAGGGUCUUGAUGGAUAUGAAGAAUGUACAUGCACAAACACACGAACACGUGCGCAAAGGCUCAGAGAAAAUAUGUUGUAAACCGUCUAAAAUGACUUUAACUUUAAUUUAGAACUGUACUGAAUUUCAGUGUAUCAAUUUCCAUUAACGAAUUAACUAAUCUAUGGGCUCCGACAUGACUCCAGAUUCGACUCAGUCCUUCACUUUACGUGCACAGAGAAGCAUAACAGAACAACCUCACAUCUUCAGUCUCAGAUCAAAAAGUGUCUUUAUUCUGGACAAGCUUCAAGUUAUAUACAGAUUAUCUACAGGGAAUCUACAGACUGAAAACUAAAGACUGAUCCCUAUAAACCUGUGCAAAAAUGUCGGCCGCCAUUGAAGAAGAGCUGAAAUGCCCCAUCUGCUUCGAGAUCGCCGAGAAUGCAAUGGAGACCAGCUGCUGUCAUAAACUGUUCUGCCUCAAGUGUCUUGCCGGUGUCGGAGAGCGAUCGUGCCCCAACUGUCGUCGUCCCUACCAAGCGAUGGUGUCACACUUUGCUCGGCGUUUGAUCAACACGAUGCCAGUGGAGUGUCCACUAGGGUGUGGUCAAACGCCACUGACCAGGGGAGAUCUCCCUGACCACAACAGAUUAUGUGUUAAAAGAGUGUUUCAGUGUCCGGCUCCGGAUUGUGACUUUCAGGGCGCAAGGCAAACUUUUGUUGCUCAUUUAUCUGAGACACACACGUCUGCGUUGAUCGAUCAAGCAGAAAAACUUUUCGAGACACCGGGGCAAAAUAUUGAAUCCCUAGAUCGCGUUGCUAGGACAACAAAUAGUAAUGGCGACGCAGCUCGUCUUGGGGAAACGGGUAAAUAUUACUGUAGUCAGCCGUUAAAUGGUAGCUGCAGCUGCUGUAACGGUUUCUGUGGCCCUACCAAUGGCUGCAACUGCACUCCUUGUAUGAAACUCGACGUUAGCCGUCGCCGGCUUCCCCACGGCUGGCUGGUAAAUAGGAAGGGUUUUUCGGCCAGGGUGGGACCAGAAACAGGGCGAUUCUACUGCGGACGAAAAGUUAUGCCUGUAAACUCGAGUUGUGACGGAUACUGCGGACCAACGAAUGGUCCGAACUGCGAAGCCUGUAGGAAACUUGACCGCCAGGCCAGGGAUCGGUAUAUGGACGUGUGGGAGUAAUCUCAAUCUCUGAGCCUGUUGCAACUGCAUGUGACUCUCUACAGGAAGUUA